Galleria mellonella (greater wax moth) is the source of this 1982-nucleotide messenger RNA. RefSeq lists its product as uncharacterized. The record is from RefSeq and is a predicted model, not a curated record. The transcript has 9 exons. Lineage: Eukaryota; Metazoa; Arthropoda; Insecta; Lepidoptera; Pyralidae. Bases 111 to 1799 code for a protein of 562 amino acids.
CAUAGUUUGCAGCAAUAUUUAAAUUUAUUUAUUAUUUUACUUUAAUUAAUUUAAAAGUAUUUUUUUUAAAUUAGUAGGUAUCUAAAGUGAUACUAAUAUUUUAUGGUAAGAUGACCGCGGCAAUGACUUCGGUAUCACAAGCUCUAUUAGAGUGGACCAAGGUAUUUCCAAAGCAAGUAACUGAAAAUUAUACUAGUUCCGUCACAUUUAUGAAACAGCUGACCGUGGUGGCUAUCAGUACAAUAACUUAUUUGAAAAAUGCAUUUCCUGAAGACAGCUAUACGUUGGAACAUUUCGGAGGUCUCAAAUUAAGAAUAUUGAAGAAAAAAUGUAGAAAUGAGCUCGCUCAUUUCUUGACUACGGCACUCACACAAGGCUUUGAGGCAUUUGAUAAGAAAUAUUUGCAUCAAUUAGCACUUUGCUUCUACGAAGGGGAAUGUAAAAGCGAUAAUUUAAUAGAAUACCACAUAUUCGAGUACUUGUAUCACAAUGAUGGGGUGAGCAUGAAUGUACACUCAAAAUGUCGGGACAGCGCGAAACGUACCACAAAGUACACUUUGGACAACAUACGAGAGAGGACUGUCCACUUGAUAAGGGCGUGCGUGGUGUUAAUGCAGACGAGUCAGCAGGAUCUCACCAGUGAUUAUGAUGUCAGCCUGCGACUUUAUUAUAAUGAUGAUGCCCCAGAAGGCUACCAAGCGCCAGGCUACGUCGCCGAAGGGGAAGACCACUUGCAAUCCUCUGCGAGCCUCGGGGAGAUUAUCCAGCUAGGUUGUGUGGAGACGCCGUUUCACAGCCUCACAGCCAGUUCAUUCUUCAGAGACAACAUCCGCGCCAGCCAUGAAGCUAUUCCUUCACCUAACCCGCCGGUGAUGACCCAGACUCCGUACGAUAUUAAUGAUGUAAUGCAGAGUGAGACGACUGUAUUGCUGUCGGACACCAGCGAGACUUUACUGCGGUGUUCGUGUAACAAUUACGACGGGCUCGAUGUACACGACACACCGCUACUCACCUGUGUUUACUGCAACACGCAACAGCACGCGGUGUGUUUCGGUAUACUGGGCGGGGAGGUGGCGCGAUUCCGUCGGCACUGCUGCUGCGCCUGCGCAGACGACGACCGCGCACGCACGCCCACAGAUCCUAAACUCGUCCAUCUCUCCAGGGUGAAGAGGGAGAGUAUGUGCAUGUUCCGUCGAGCGCUGGCAUGGUGCAAUGAGUUGGUGGCGGAUGCAGGCGGCCUGGUCUCUGUGAGCGCGUCUACAUUGACGUCUCAGUUGGCCCUGAGACCGCUAUACGGUCCCAAACUCCUGAAGCUAUUCGCCUCCUACGGAAUCCUUGCACAUCAGCCCGAAUUAGACAUUUCUACACCGAGGCAAAUAAACCAGGAUCAACUGAAAUUAACAAUGGAGAAAUUCUUCGACAGCCAAGGUAACAUCGUGGAUCGACUUCUAGCCGAAACUUUCGGUUCUCAGGAAAGUCAACCGGAUCCAGUUGGGGAGGUUCUUGGCCCUUUAGAGAAGGUGAGUCUACAGAAUGCCUCUAAACUCGGCAGGGUUAUAGACAAUCCUAUUGAUUCACAGCCAAAAGCCGUGGAAAAUUCAACCUUGCUGCAAUACAAAGAAGCUCUCAUAUCGAAUUACGAAAGAGACAAAGAACUACCUCUGAGCGGCUCCCAUAACCCAAUAAAAGAUGUCGAAAGUCUUGGGAAAAAGACUUAUAAGAGAAAAUUGAAUGAAAACGAAGAAAAACCUAAGCUCAAAUCGGGUGUUAGAACAAAGAAAGCCAAGAAUAGAGGAUGAAUGUUAACUGAGAGCUUGUUUUCCCUAAAUAAUUCACUUUGUUAUUUGUUGUUUGUAUUGUUCUCCUUAUAAGGACAUUUGAUAACUACUGUUUAUUAUCCAUUUCAAAAUGUAAAUGUAUUUUACUGACCUAUUAUACUAACUAUAGUAGGUAAAUAAUAAUAAAAUAAUAAUAUUAUUGUA